AUGAGAUCCAGUGAAACAGGGGACUUGGCUUCAACAGUUAACAUGGCCACAAAAGAGAAAGGAAAACCUGCAGGAGGACCUGUGUCACAAGUGGCCCACAAGAAAGAUGUUUCUUCAGCCAAACCCAAUGCUGGGAAUGAAAAACCUGACACAUCUACUGCUAGCGCUUCACAUAGCUGCAGUUCUUCAAAAGAUACACCAGUCCAGCGCAAUAGCACUACAGCCACCGUGACCACAGGCAGUGGUAGUACACCUCAGAAUGUAGCUGAGAGUGACAGCAAGCAGACAGUUAGCAAGAUCACAACACUACCAGUGACAUCAUCUUCAAAGGAAGUAAUAACGAAAGCAAAAUUGCAACAGGCGAAACCUACUAAUACAGUGAAGGUCUCAGCGCGACCUGAGCCCAGAAUUACAAUCAAAGCACCAACCAGCACUUUGAAGAUGACCACACGUGUCUCAACCAGGUCUGAAACUUCAAAGCUGAAUGCAUCAGUUAGUACUGUCGGUCCUGCAAAAGCCAGUGAAGGUGCUAACAAGAAUUCUCUAAAGGGUGAGAGCAAACCCAACUUAACACAGCCACACAAUGACAAGACAGUUGAGAAGCAGCUGACUUCUCCUGUGACAAAGACGCCUGUAAAGACUAACAGUCCUGAACAGAGUCAGCCAGUUGCAUUGACUGGCCUAGGAGGUGAAACAAGCAGUAACCUAGCAGUCAUACCCCUGCCUUGCAAGCUGGAAGUGUCAGAGAUCAAGAUGCCACCGCCGAUAAAGACAGAAGAUGUGCCUCUACCUCCAGGAAGUCCUAAAGUUUUGGCAACUGACAGUCGAAUGGAGGAUAGUAGUAUAUUGGAGGACUGGACUGAUAUACUGUUGCCAUCUGGACCUCCUUCUGACAAAAGCACCAAGGAAAGUCUGGAGCUUAGCAAAGGCAGUGUCUGCUUCUCUUUCAACAAAACUACAAACAAAGUGGCAACCACAUCAUCAGCAUUUAACCAGGAGGAACAGGAGACAGCAGAACUGCCUCCACCAGUCAGACCUCUGACAACAAUAGAUGACAAUGAUGAAGACAAGACAACUGGCAGUUUCAUAUCUAGAGACACUGGAGCCUCGUCAGCACCUCUGGCAACAGCACCUUCAUCAGCCCCUAACUCACAAGGUUCGGGUAACCCCCGCCUUCUGGAACAUUUUGUAAAAGUGACGCUAGUGAAAGACCCCAAUGAGCAGAUUGAUUGGCCUGUGGAGACCAUCAAAUACACCAAGACAGCCCCAAACAUACACUAUAGUUGUAACCCUCUUCAGUUUAAUUUUAAAGAUAUUUACAAGCUUCCUAGUGCACAAAGUCCAAAGCUAGUGCAGGAUGGGCCUGAGAGUAGCAACACAAAAACUGUGCAGGAAGGCAGUGGUAAAACCAACCUUGGAGAUGUGGACAGUUCAAACAAGGUAAAACGGAAACACUCUCGGAAGAAGCACAAAAGGAAGAAGGGUAGUAAAACAAAACAUGAAGUUGGGACAAAUGAAACCAUUCAGAAGGAGGGUGCACAGGAUCAUCAACACUUAGAAAAAACACACAAGAAAAAGAAGAAAAGGAAGCAUAGGCAUAAAAGUAAAAAAGGAGAUGAUGCUAACGAAGGAGGAGAAAAAGAAAUAGAAAAGAUAGGGGGAGAGAGCAAAUCCAAGAAAAAAUCCAAGAGGAAAAGAAGCCAUAAAGAGAAAGAAGGACAAGGAACUGAAGAUUUAAUAGACAAGGAAGAAAAAAAGGAGGAAGGUUCCAAUACAUCUGUUGUACAGAAUGGAGAGAAAGUAUCCUCACGAAAGCAUAAGAAACAUAAAAGGAAACAUCAUCGACCUGGUUCCUCUAGAUCAGAAAAGGCUAAAGCCCUGAGUGCGUCAGAGAAAGCAAAAGUGGAAAGCAAUCUUGAUGGUGCCACUGCCAAGGAACCCAAAGUAAAAAUUGACUAUAAUGAUGAAGAUGAAAAUCAUGUUCCAUCAGAGAGUGAGUGUGAACCAUCGGGUGAGCCUAAGAUUAAGCGAUUUAGGCGCUCCAAGAAAAGGCGUAGGCGUUCUGCAGCAAAUGAUGAUGCUGCCAAUGAAUCCAAGCCGGUGGAAAUUGUCAAGAAUGACCUCAGUGUAUGUUUGAAGGCUCACAAAAAGACGUCAGAAGAUGAUAAGAAUGUGUCAGAAUACACGACAAACUCUGUUUGUAAAUCUGUCAAUGUUAAAGAUGCAGUCCAGGUAAAGAAAGAAGCGACUGAAGAUGGAAUUCAUGGCAGCAAAACUCUAAAUGGUGAUCUGUGUGUCAGUCGUAAGCGUGAAGCAAGUACAUCCAGCGCCGAAGCCAGUGUGCCAUCUAAAAUUGGCAAGUUUGACAAGUCAGAUGUGCUUGAAGACACUUGGAGUAAAAUGGAGGGUAUUUAUGAGCGCAGGGAGCAGGGGGAGGGCUCCAAAAGUAAAUGGGAUACUAGUGAGAGUGAAUCAGAAGAUGUUUUAAAGAAGACACUUACUCCGAAUGGCCCUCGCCCACGCACCGAUGAAGGCAAGACAAAAGUCGAUUCGAAACCUGUCAAUGGGAAAAUACCAUUGACUAAAAUAACGCUCGGUCAGAAUAACCCUUUGAGUAACCAUGUCCCGAAACAACCAGAUCAGCAUAACAGUGGUUCAGAUCGUAAAUCCAAAGCUGAAGUACAUGUUGGUGAUAAGGAGGAGACUGUCUCGUCAAAAUCAAAAAAUGUAUCAAGAAGCCAUACCCACACUAGUCGAAGGUCCUAUAGUUCUUCAGAUUGGUCAUCCAGAUCUAGAUCCAGAUCUCGAUCUCAUUCUCAUUCCUACAGAAGCUAUUCAGACGAUUCUAGAUACAGUGAUGAUUCUUGUUCGCACAGUCGUUCUUCAAGAAGUUACAGUCGCAGCCGUUCGCGACAUCGCCACCAUCGGCACAGAUCCUCGUCCAGGCACCACCGCAGCUACAGCAGCAGGUCCAGCUCAAGCUGGUCCUCUGGCAGAUCCUACUCACACUCAAGAAGUUACUCCAGAUCUCUUUCCCGUUCUCAUUCAAGGCGGGGCAAAUCUCCCAGUUCCCACGCAAGGCAGAACAUCAAAAGGUUGCUGCAGUCUCCAGUUUUGCCUGCUUCGGUUACUACAAUUACAGUAGCUCCAGUGACUGGCAGCACUGGUGGUGGCAAAGGUGCCGGUGCUGGUACAGGUAGUGGACCACCUGAUAUUCCACUGCCUGGUAAGGAGACUCCAGCCUCUGCUACACCUCAGUCAGAAAAAGACAAGAAAGACAGUUCUGGCCUUACAGACAUCCCCCUGCCUAAUAUGGAUGACAAGACCAAAAGUGACAGUACAGAAACUUCUGCUGCAAGUGUUUCUGAAACACAAACAGCACCUUCCGCAGCGUCAGUGACUGUUGUGACCAGUGUGAGCACUUCUGCAGCAAGCGUUUCCAAUUCAGAGGCUGGGAAUCCAGGUCAUCAUCAUCAUCCUGAGCCUCUGAUGGCUAAUGUGGAGCAUGACAAUGAAUACUGUGGGCAGCUGCACCCAGGAGACCAUGUGGGUUAUGAUCAGCAUGGUUACAACCAUAUGGGCUACCAGUCAGCACACGACCCAUCUUUCUGUGAAGAUACAGGCUACGAAAGCUUUGAGUUUGAUGGAGGGCAAUAUGAUCCUUGCUAUGAUGAGGGGCAGGAAGAGUAUGACUAUCAUGAUCCCUAUCACCACCCACCACUUCGACCUAUGGGUCCAAACAUGCAUCAUCCAAGAGGACAUCCACAUCCAGGCUAUCGAGGACCUCCACCUCGGAUGUUUCCACCGCAUGAGCCACGCUAUGGUCCUCCUAGACCUGGUAUGGGUCCACCUCUCCGAAUGGGACACCAUGGACCUAUGGGUCCGCGGGGACCUAGAAUGCCAAUGGGACCAGGAGGACACAUGGGACCCCCAGGCAUGAGGGGACCCCCUAGAGGCCCACGUGGUCCUGGACCCAGAGGGCCACCAGGACCCAGAGGGCCACCAGGACCAAGAGGGCCACCCAGGCCCGCAAUGAUGGGACCUCCGGGGCCAAUGGGACCUGGAGGUCCACGCCCAAGAAUGGGACCUCCUUUACGCAUGGGACCUCCUGGUCCGGCAGGCCAAGGUUCCCACUCAACUGGUGGAGCUCGGCCCAGAAUGGGCCACCCACAACCUGGUCCAUCUCCUAGGGAUGGUCAGUACCCUCCACCAAGAGGGGGUAUGCCACCACCCCAGCGUGGCCCUGGCAACUCUAAUUUCCGAGCUCCUAUGCCAAACCUCAGUCAGCCACCUCCCAACUUCAAUGUGCCGCCUCCAGCAGCAUCAUCCUCUGCCACCACCACCUCCACUGAAAGUGGUACAAAACCUACUGAUGCUAUGGAACCUCCUCCACUGCCACCACCCAAACCUCCAACCCCUCAGCCACCUCCACCACCAAAGAAAGAAGAAGAAAAGAAGGAAGAGAUUAAGCCUAUGGCACCUCUGAUUCCACCAGAGCAAGCCGAACAGUAUAGAAAACUGCGGGAGCAAGCACAGAAGCAUGCAAAGAAACAGUUAAGAAAACAGGAACAUCAAGCAAAAGGGGAACCUGAAAGUAGUGAUGAAGAUGAUGAAGAACUAGCUAAAAAGAAAGCAGACGAGGCCAAGUUGGCUGCAGAGCAGAAAGAAAUGGAAGAAGCAGCAUUACUGGCAGCUCAGGGAACUGAAGAAGUAACUGUUGAUGAUGGAACAACAAUCCUGAUACCUGCCACCCACUCUCCUUUAGUGCAGCAGCCGACAGUGGUGAUUCAGCAACAUCCAGUGGCUGCAUCCCCGUCACCUUAUGGUCUAGUGUCAGCAUCUCAUUUAGUUCAGGCAGCACAUCCAGCCCUCCAUGGCAGUCACCUACAGCACCAGCAUGUUGUUGCUGCUGCAGCCCAGCCACAACUUGUACAGCUACCAAAUGGACAGUUAGCAUAUGCCACACCUUCGACACUGCCCUACCAAGCUGGAGCUCCAAUGAUAGCAAUGCCUCACCAGGCCAUGGCUGCCACAUCAAUGCCGCACCAUUUGGUAUUUUCAUCAGGAGGGCUACAUCAGGUCCCAAUGGCAGCCCACCCUGGCUUUGCUAUAUCCGGGGCUCAGUAUGUCACUCACAUGAUGGCAGCCCAGGCACAAGCCCAAGCUCAGGCACAAGCUCAAGCUCAGGCACAAGCUCAGGCCCAGGCACAGGUACAAGCAGCACAGAUCCAGGCAGCCCAUGCGCAGGCUGCCCAAGUACAGGCAGCCCAAGCCCAAGCAGCCCAGCUGCAUGGACUCAUACCAGGUGUUCAUUUAGCACAGCAGUUUAUGCCUGCUGUCCAUCCUCAAGGUCAAAUCAUAUUUUUGCCUAGAUUCGCAAGGCCUCAUAUAUAA
This is a messenger RNA of Candidula unifasciata, 5394 nucleotides long. The record is from the annotation of a GenBank genome assembly. Lineage: Eukaryota; Metazoa; Mollusca; Gastropoda; Stylommatophora; Geomitridae.